AUGUCAUCUGGAGACUAUCAAACUUUGUUGAAAUCAGUAAAAAACAAGGGCGUCGUAUUCACAGCGCCUAAAGACGCAGAUGCUGCGAUCAUGUUCGCGCAGAACGGUGCAAAAGUGCUUGUUGGUGUAGAUAGCACAGAGGCAGCGCAGAAAUUGCAAGGUAUUGCUAACCUCAGUACCCACCAACUCUAUGUCGGCGACCACCUACAAGUCGAAGCCUUUUUCAGCCUGGCGAUUGAAUUGCUCGGCAAUGUAGACAUUAUCGUUGCGAACGCGAUACGCGCGGAUGUCCAAGACUGGUUUAGCCCUGAAAACAAGACACCCACUAACGUCCGGCCUGAUAUGACGGGCGUGCAGGUGAACAUGUACGGCCAGAUGUUUGCAAUCCACUAUGGCGCCAAUGCUUUCAGGAAAAACCCUUCCGCCGAUAAAGUAUUUGUCAUUGACGGCGAUGCGGGUGAUAUUGCCGACCAGACGCCUAUCCUCAAAUCUACUAUUGAGUCGAAUUACUCUAAUCCUCAGGGUUUGGAUUCUUCAGGCAAAACAGAGAACUGGAGAGCAAACAUCAUCAACCCCACUUUAGCGGAUCAGGUUUUGUUGAGUAGGGGCAAACCAUACGCGCUCAGCGGCGUAUCAGAUAAGAUUUCACGGAGGCAUGCUAUUCUCGUUGCUGCGACGAUACAGUCCUCGUUAGAGAGCGUGGUUGUUAUAGAUGGCGCUUUAGUACUGGCUCCUUACCCUGAUAUUGCCCUGCAUGGACUGAAAAAAGUUAAAGCUAGAUUGUUAUUCAUCAAAAGGGCGAUGCUCGCUGUGCGUAAAAUUUCUGCUAAUCAAGACAAGAUUAAGAAGUGGUGCACUGCUGCUAUCAUCUUCGGCUGCACAUCUCUGCUUGCUCGUAGACUUCUCUAG
Wallemia ichthyophaga EXF-994 is the source of this 909-nucleotide messenger RNA. RefSeq lists its product as uncharacterized. The coding region runs from base 1 to 909 and encodes 302 amino acids. The record is from RefSeq and is a predicted model, not a curated record. NCBI's taxonomy places the organism in Eukaryota, Fungi, Basidiomycota, Wallemiomycetes, Wallemiales, Wallemiaceae. The transcript has 5 exons.